CAGAUGGCUAACAUCUACGACGCGAGCACGGGUCAGAAGGUCGUCUCGCUGUACGACAAGGACUACUGCAACAACUAUGCCAAGAACAUUGCGACCUUCAACCCCACCGACGACCUUGUGCUCAACGACGGCGUCCUCUGGGACCUGCGCACGCAGCGCCCCCUGCACAAGUUCGACAAGUUCAACCCUAACAUCAGCGGCUGCUUCCACCCGCUCGGUCUCGAGAUCAUCGUCAACUCGGAGAUCUGGGACCUACGCACAUUCCACCUGCUGCACACGGUGCCGGCCCUCGACCAGUGCCAGGUGGUGUUCAACAAUGCCGGUGACGUCAUAUACGGGGCGAUGCACGAGGAGGAGGAGGACGACACGGCGGAGGACUACCACCGCAGUCCCUUCGGCUCCUCCUUCCGCACCUUCGACGCCACCGACUACUCGAACAUCGCGACGAUUGAUGUGAAGAAGAACAUCUAUGAUCUGUGUACGGACAAGUCCGACUGCUUCAUCGCUGUGAUAGAGAACGUGACGGGGGAGGACGUUCCGGAGGAGAGCUUGUGUCGCAUCUACGAGGCCGGGCGGACGCGCGAGCAGGGGGAGGACAUGGAGGAGGAGGACGAGGAGGAGGGUAUGGACGAUGAUGAAGACGACGAUGACCAGGACAUGUCGCUGUACCAAGAUGGCGACGACGAUGACGACCAGAUCGACAUUGCGAGCGACAGCGAGGCGUCGACGAUCGAGGAUGAGGAGAACGACGACAGCGAGGACGACGAUGAUGACGAUGACGACGACGACGACGCGAUUGACGACGACGACGACGACGACGACGAAGAGGUGUUGUUUAGUCUAGUGGAAUUGUGAUGCGGCGCCGUCAACGCACGCACAUACACACGUCGGGGAGAGUGGGGGAGGGGCAGGGAGGGAGGUAGCAGGUCAGGGGAUACGUUCUAAGAGUCUGUUGCGUUCUAAUAUCAGUUCACUUUCGUCGUUUUUUUUGAACGACGGACGUUAGAUCGGAUGGCGGCGCGCGAAAUCGCGGCGACUGUGAGAUGAGAUGAGCGUCUGCCGUGAGUCGUUGCUAAGUUACGGUGCCGCGUGUAAUAGCUGUUGUUUCCUGCGCUGUGGUUGGUGGGUGCGUUUAUCGCCGGGGCUGUGAUUGGUGGGAAUGUCUCCCUGUUCUGUGAUUGGUGGGCACAGGUUAUCUAGGUGCCCUAUGAUGUAUACACUAAUGUGUGUUCACAUCUGCAUAUCCAGGGUAGAGGGAGCGGGAGAUAUCCAGCUCCAGGGUAGAGGGAGUGAAAGAUCUCAAACUGCAGGGUAGAGGUAGUUUGAAGUCUCUAUAUUAGGAUACGGAUAGCAGGAGAUCAGUAGAUGCAGGGUGGAGUUGGUAGGGGCUUAUGAGUGGCAGAAUGGUGGGAGUCUUUCGCGAUGGAACACAGUGGGUAGGUUAGGCCGGUAGUUACUCAUGCAAGGAAAGCUGCCGGUAAAAACAGUAGAAGCUGCGUGCAGUGAGGCGUCUGCUGCUGCAGUAGCCGUGGUAACCAUGCUGCGUCCGUCAGACGCGCACGUCAAACGUAGAUGCUCCCGAUUUGCUCAAACCCUUCGAUCUCAUCGCCUCGACGAUAGCAGUAGAACGCACCUAGAUGGCGCUGGCGUAGCUCAACGAGAUGACGUCUCCGGGGCGCCGCGCGCGAUACCGUAGGCAAGAGGCGCCCCCUGUUGUGCGAGAUUCUAAUGCGUGGUCUUCUCUUCCAGUGCACAAUCCAGUGAUACAGACUGCAAUGUGGGAAGCUCCUCUGGGCCUUGUACUAUUAUUGUAUGAUAGUAGUAGAUGUCGGCAGCGCAGGCGGUUGCGGGGACCAUGCUCGCAGCGGGCGGGUGCGGGUGUAUGAGCAGGGGGAGCAAUCCUCUUACUGUGUAAGUGGGAUUGCGUAGUACCGCUACUUAUAUAUGGUGCUACUAUACCAGCCUUGCUCCGAGUCUCAGCACUGUGUUGUCUCUCUCUCUCUCUCUCUCUCUCUCUCUCUUUCCCUUCUUACUCAUAGUAAUUCACUCUCUCACAGUCUGUGCCCGGCAGGCAAUUGAACGUCCAUGAGCACAAAAGUCGAUGGCAUUUUAGAUGUAUAGUACGUAUUAUUUCGUUCCUUGGCGGUCAUGCUGUUUCUCUAGCAUUCGCGCCGCCGAGUUUUUAACUACAUGUUUGAUAAACCAACCGCGAGCACUAGUGGGGUCACUUUCGAUCGUGAGUGUGUACGCAAGCCGUCGUCGCAGAUUUAACUCCUAUCUCUAUCGUGAGAUGUGUCGUGUUAGCGCGCCUUCUCCGGUGCGAAUCGAUCGGCUGGAGAGCUGGUGAUACUGUCCGAACGUGGCAAGUACCAGGUGUGGGGAGAACAAGCCAUUUUGGCGGGGGCCGGACGAUAUCGUGUCUUAGUGUAGAAUUUGCCGCCCACGAAGUACGUUGUUACGCGGUCGAGAAGUCGUGUGUGUGCUCCUUGUUGGCUGGACUAACUUUCAGCGAAGUGUCUAAUAUGUGGAUCGAUUGAACAGCGGUCCGGCUGUAGAGUUCUGUAUCUUGUUGUUGCUCUCUAGAAAUGCUACCCCGCGCGCGCACACUCACCCACGCAUGCACGCGUGCGCGUGCGUACCGCAGCAUUCGCUUGUACAUAUAUACGUGCUGGUGCGCUAUUGUAGUAGUGUGUGGCUGUAAGUGGUCAGCCAGCAAAGGCUGUGUGUGUGUGUUCGCGUGAUCGAAAUUUACAAAAUAUAAAUGAGUAGUUGUGUGCGACGCGAUUGCGUUGUCGAGCUUAUUGGAAAAUAAAGCGAUAUUUUGUGUAAGUUUAUUA
Molecule: messenger RNA, 2837 nt
Organism: Priapulus caudatus
Lineage: Eukaryota; Metazoa; Priapulida; Priapulimorpha; Priapulimorphida; Priapulidae
Product: protein VPRBP-like
Exons: 6
Coding region: 4-855 (283 amino acids)
Biological process (GO): protein ubiquitination
Cellular component (GO): nucleus; Cul4-RING E3 ubiquitin ligase complex
Molecular function (GO): protein binding
Source: RefSeq, a predicted model, not a curated record